AUGCAGCUUUUUGCUCUUCUCAUCGCCACAUGCGCUCCGGCUCUGGUCGCUGCUGGUCGCCAACCAGGUGAAGUCUGUGGCCCCUACCCUGGCGGUUUCUGUGAAGAAGGCCUCCAAUGUGCCACAUGCCAACGUGGCAUUCCAGGCGCCCCCGGAGUGUGUGCUUUCCGUGACCCAUGGAACCGCGAUGAUGAUGUCUGGCGCCGGUGGUAG
Molecule: messenger RNA, 213 nt
Organism: Aspergillus pseudotamarii
Lineage: Eukaryota; Fungi; Ascomycota; Eurotiomycetes; Eurotiales; Aspergillaceae
Exons: 2
Coding region: 1-213 (70 amino acids)
Source: RefSeq, a predicted model, not a curated record